Molecule: messenger RNA, 1746 nt
Organism: Aureobasidium subglaciale EXF-2481
Lineage: Eukaryota; Fungi; Ascomycota; Dothideomycetes; Dothideales; Saccotheciaceae
Exons: 1
Coding region: 1-1746 (581 amino acids)
Molecular function (GO): magnesium ion binding; carboxy-lyase activity; thiamine pyrophosphate binding
Source: RefSeq, a predicted model, not a curated record
AUGUCUCCACCAUCACAAGAAACCAUCACGCUCGCCGACUACGUAUUCACUCGUCUUCAUCAACUUGGCAUUCGAUCCGUGUUUGGCGUUCCUGGCGACUAUAACCUUCGGCUUCUGGAUUUUGUUGAGCCUGCAGGAUUGCACUGGGUUGGCAAUUGUAAUGAAUUGAACUCCGCAUACGCCGCUGAUGCCUACGCACGCAUUCAUGGUGUAAGUGCUCUAGUCACCACGUUCGGUGUGGGUGAGCUCUCAGCUGUCAAUGGGAUAGCCGGAGCAUAUGCAGAAAAAGCUCCCAUUAUCUCUAUCGUCGGCACACCAGCUAGAGCAACCCAAGAGGCUCGUACCAAUGUACACCAUACGUUCGCCGAUGGCGACUUUGAUCGCUUUGCGGCAAUGCACACACAUGUGACGAUCGCUCAGACAAACCUCCUGGAUCCUCGCACCGCUCCGGACCAGUUUGAUGUGACUGUACAACAGGCUUUGAUUCACAGUCGGCCAGUAUACAUCCAGAUCCCGGCCGACAUGGUAGACGUAAAGGUUCCUGCGGCCGGCCUGAAGUCUGAAAUAUCGCUACCUGCUGCCUCUGAUAGCGACAGCGAGUCAAGAGUUUCUAAGCGUAUUCUUGAGCUGAUGCACUCCGCCAAGAAGCCUCUGAUUUUUGUGGACGGUGAAAGUAGAUGCUUGGAUGUCCUAGAGGGAGUAAAUGAGUUGGUCAAGACUACAGGCUGGCCAGUGUGGACGUCACCCUUUGGUAAGGGUCUAGUUGAUGAGCAUUUGGCAAGCUUCCAAGGUAUAUACAACGCCGACUUGGGCAGUGAGGAUGCAAAGGCCUAUUUUGAGUCGUCCGAUCUUGCUCUGAUAUUCGGGCCUCACUUUAGCAGCACUAACACUGCUUUGUUCUCGACUAUACCGAAGCAAGCGAUCUCAGUAUCGUUCUCUGAACGACACGUCAAGAUCGGAAGCGACAUCACUCGUGAUAUAUCGAACAAAAAUCUGGUAGCAAGCCUCUUAAAGCAGCUAGAUCGCAGCAAGAUUUCAAAACCAGCAGGCCCCUCCAAAGAAAAUUCGGCACCUCCGUCUGUGGUAACCCUAGCUCUACCCACCCAGAAGGACUUUUAUCGUAUCAUCAAUCCUCUGCUCAAGCCUGGCGAUAUCGUCAUGGGUGAGACAGGCACGGCCUCUCAUGGAACUCGUGAUCUUGUGCUUCCUUCUGGAAGUUACUACUUCACCGCUGUUACUUGGCUUAGCAUCGGUUACAUGCUGCCAGCUGCCCUUGGAGCCGCAAUGGCGCAGCGCGACUCGAACAAAUGGAAGAAGAGAUCCGGCAGCACAAGCGACUCUGAAGACCGAGUGGUUCUGUUCAUUGGAGAUGGAAGUCUACAAAUGACCGUCCAAGAGAUCAGCACUAUGAUCAGGGAGAAGUUGAACAUUGUCAUUGUAGUCAUCAACAAUGAUGGCUACACCAUCGAACGUGUCAUUCAUGGGCGCAAGCAAACUUAUAACGACAUUGCUUCUUGGAGGUAUUUGCAAGCGCUGAACAUGUUCGGCGCCACAGAAGAGGAAGUUGCGAACAAUACAUUCUCGGCAAAAACUUGGGGCGAAUUAGAAGAGGCCAUGAAGUCAGACACGUUUAGAAGUGGGCAAGGCAUUCGAAUGUUAGAGGUGUUCAUGGAGCGUGAAGAUGCUCAGGGUUUCUUGUUGAAGCUUUUGAACAACCAAAAAGCUCGUGAGCAGUCGAAGAUGUGA